Engraulis encrasicolus (European anchovy) is the source of this 435-nucleotide messenger RNA. RefSeq names its product agouti related neuropeptide (gene agrp). The record is from RefSeq and is a predicted model, not a curated record. Gene Ontology annotation, cellular component: extracellular region. The transcript is spliced from 3 exons. Gene Ontology annotation, molecular function: neuropeptide hormone activity; type 1 melanocortin receptor binding. Gene Ontology annotation, biological process: positive regulation of feeding behavior; neuropeptide signaling pathway; hormone-mediated signaling pathway. The coding region runs from base 1 to 435 and encodes 144 amino acids. NCBI's taxonomy places the organism in Eukaryota, Metazoa, Chordata, Actinopteri, Clupeiformes, Engraulidae.
AUGUCCAGUCCAUUGAGGCACUGCUGGUGGAUGCUCAUCUUGCUUCAUCAUCAGGCCAUGAGUGCGGUGCGCACCAGUCGCAUGGCAGACUCCAGCCCCAGCCUGAGGAUGGUGGAGGCAGCCCUGCUCUCUACUUUAGAAAAGGAAUCUCAAGCCAGAGAGAGAGGGGAUCCCUUCCAGAUGGACUUGGACUCGAUUGCAGAGGAGCUGAUGGAUGACCCUGGAGCUUACGAUGAAGAUGGUAGCCAAGCCAUGAUGCUCCAGGGCCGUUCCACCAAGGCCCCGCGGCGCUGCGUCCCCCACCAGCAGUCCUGCCUGGGCCACCAGACGCCCUGCUGUGACCCCUGUGACACCUGCUACUGCCGCUUCUUCAAGGCCUACUGCUAUUGCCGCAGCAUGGACGCCACCUGCUCUCACGGUCAUGGACGAGCCUAG